GCGCCCUGAGACACUAGCAAGCUGCCAAAAGCUCUCCCAGCGGAUCGCGGCUCUGAGGCCCCAGUUUUGCUCACAUCAGCUGUAGUAGUUGCAAAGCCAUCUACCACAUAGUAGCCACGCCCAGCCGCAGCGUUCUCCAGGCAGUUUAACGAUGCUCAAGCUCUCACUCCUGAUUGCCAGCGCUGCGGCCUUCCAGCCGCGCGCGACGCCCAAGGUGCAGCCGCAGACAGUGCGCCAAUUCGGCAUGCUCGAUGGCCUGUUCAAGAAGAGCGAGGCCGACGUGACCGAAACAGUCUACUUCGACAUUUCCAUCGGCGGCGGCGCGCCGCAGCGCGUGGAGCUCGGCCUCUACGGCUCGACGACGCCGAAGACCUGCGAGAACUUUAAACAAUUGUGCACGGGUAGCAAGGGCUUCGGCUACAAGGGCUCGCCGUUCCACCGUCCGACGACCGUGUCCGAUUCCGUAAACGACGCGUGCGCCGCCCGUUCUGCCAUAUCAUCACGCCGUCGCCGCGGCGCAGGCAUCAUCCCCGGCUUCAUGUGCCAGGGCGGCGACUUCACGAACGAGAACGGCACGGGCGGCAAGUCGAUCUAUGGCGAGAAGUUCGCCGACGAGAAUUUUGACUUAGUACAUGGAGGAUUUGGGACCUUAUCGAUGGCGAACGCGGGCCCGAACACCAACGGCAGCCAGUUCUUCAUCUGCCUCGACGACACGCCCUGGCUCAACGGCAAGCACGUCGUCUUCGGCAAGGUUGUUUCCGGCGCGGAGACGAUCCGGGCCAUGGCCGCCGUCGGGAGCCAGUCCGGUGCGACGUCGCAGCCCGUCCGGAUUGUGGACUCGGGGUCGUGCUAGGGAGAGAUG
Pelagomonas calceolata is the source of this 862-nucleotide messenger RNA. The record is from the annotation of a GenBank genome assembly. NCBI's taxonomy places the organism in Eukaryota, Pelagophyceae, Pelagomonadales, Pelagomonadaceae.